Messenger RNA from Guyanagaster necrorhizus, 371 nucleotides. RefSeq lists its product as uncharacterized. The record is from RefSeq and is a predicted model, not a curated record. Bases 96 to 293 code for a protein of 65 amino acids. NCBI's taxonomy places the organism in Eukaryota, Fungi, Basidiomycota, Agaricomycetes, Agaricales, Physalacriaceae. The transcript has a single exon.
GCUUCCUGGACCCCCCCUGAACUGACAACCCUUCCUUGGUUAUUCUCUCAGCAUCUCGGAAAGCAUUCCGUCAAAUAAUCGGCCUCAAUUAACUCAUGUUGAUCACUCUCUUAUCUCCGUACUUCUAUUCUGAUACGGGUUUCAAGGUCAUGGCUCAGGUUCUCUACCCUGAGCAUCAUCACGAACUAAGCGCCUUAAUUGUGUUCCUUCUGGCAAGUAGCCUUCAACUUUUUUUUUUCGGACAUUUGACACGACAUCAACGAUGCCAAAAUGACGCUGUACCUUCUAAAUGAAACGUCGUGCGACACCGUGAAGGAUCAUAGAGAGUUCUUGGCGCAUGAGAAAUCGUCUAGACCGUCUAGACGUGUCUU